AUGUCGCAAGAUCCUCGAGCACUCCUCCAGCAGGCCGACAAGGCCGCCUCAUCCGCUGGGGGCGGCUUCUCCCUCUUUGGCGGGCGCACAGAGAAAUUCGAGCGCGCCGUCGAGCUCUACACCCAGGCAGCGAAUGCCUUCCGCAUGCAGAAAGCCGGUCGCGAAGCAGGACAAGCUUUCGAGAAAGCUGCAUCGUUACAACAGCAGAAACUCAACGAGCCUGACGAUGCCGCGAACACACUCACAGAAGCCUUCAAGAGCUACCGAAAAGACGAGCCGGAGGAUGCGGCGCGGUGUUUGGAGCAGGCCAUAAACCAUUACACAAUGAAGGGCAACUUCCGAAGAGCGGCAGGGUACAAGCAACAACUAGCGGAGCUGUACGAGGUGGAGAUAGAUGAUCAGAAGAGAGCGGCAGAGGCGUAUGAGACGGCGGCCGGUUGGUUUGAGAACGAUAAUGCAGAGGCACUUGCAAACAAGCUGUACCUCAAGCUCGCCGAUCUCUCUGCCCUUGAGAAGGACUACUACAAGUCCAUAUCCAACUAUGAGCGCGUCGCCAAAUCCAGCAUAAACAACAACCUGAUGAAGUGGUCGGUAAAAGAGUAUCUCCUCAAGGCAGGUAUAUGUCAUCUCUGCACCGGAGACAUGGUAGCCACCAACCGAGCAUUGGAGAGCUAUCGCGAUCUUGAUCCGUCAUUUGCCUCGACACGGGAGCACCAAUUGCUUGUAGAUUUGGUGGAAGCGGUAGAUGAAGGUGAUCAGGAGAAGUUCGCAGACAAGCUGUUCCAAUUCGACCAGCUGAGCAAGCUGGACAAGUGGAAGACGACGUUGUUGCUGCGGGUGAAAGAGGGUAUCGAGGAGAAGGGUGAAGAUUUCUCAUGA
Baudoinia panamericana UAMH 10762 is the source of this 879-nucleotide messenger RNA. RefSeq lists its product as uncharacterized. Gene Ontology annotation, cellular component: vacuolar membrane; SNARE complex. Lineage: Eukaryota; Fungi; Ascomycota; Dothideomycetes; Mycosphaerellales; Teratosphaeriaceae. The record is from RefSeq and is a predicted model, not a curated record. Bases 1 to 879 code for a protein of 292 amino acids. Gene Ontology annotation, molecular function: soluble NSF attachment protein activity; syntaxin binding. The transcript has 3 exons. Gene Ontology annotation, biological process: SNARE complex disassembly; intracellular protein transport.